Malus domestica (apple) is the source of this 3388-nucleotide messenger RNA. RefSeq names its product polyribonucleotide nucleotidyltransferase 2, mitochondrial. Lineage: Eukaryota; Viridiplantae; Streptophyta; Magnoliopsida; Rosales; Rosaceae. The record is from RefSeq and is a predicted model, not a curated record. Gene Ontology annotation, cellular component: mitochondrion; cytosol. Gene Ontology annotation, molecular function: 3'-5'-RNA exonuclease activity; RNA binding; polyribonucleotide nucleotidyltransferase activity. Gene Ontology annotation, biological process: mitochondrial mRNA catabolic process; mitochondrial RNA 3'-end processing.
UUCCACUCUCCACUUCUCACUCCCUCCGCCUUCGAUCCCGCGCUAAAAACUCUUAAACCCUAAACCCUCGACACCUCCUCUCUCUCUCUCCUCAUUUCCUGAACAGCCAUGGCGUCCAUGGCCAACCGAGCCAAUCCGCUGCUCAACAACCUCCCUCACUUCCUCACAUGGCGAGCCUUAGGGUUCCGCACCAUCUGCAGCGGCCGCAUGGGCUUCUCGUCUCAGUCCGAGCGGCAGCCUGAUCCCGAAACCCCCGUCGCCGGCACCAAGGUGCUCGAGACUUUCAGAGAAGAAUUUGAAGUCGGAGAUCGAUUAAUUACGCUCGAAACGGGAAAGAUCGCUCGCUUCGCUAACGGUGCCGUUGUUUUGGGCAUGGAGGAGACCAAAGUAUUAUCCACCGUGGCCGCCGCCAAAGGCGACGCCGUUCGCGAUUUUCUGCCCCUAACUGUUGAUUAUCAAGAGAAGCAAUUUGCCCAAGGAGUAAUUCCGAACACAUUCAUGCGAAGGGAGGGUGCGCCGAAGGAGCGUGAACUCUUAUGUGGUCGUAUCAUUGAUCGACCAAUACGUCCGCUAUUUCCUGCUGGGUUUUUCCAUGAAGUUCAGGUAACAGCAAGUGUUCUUUCCUCUGAUGGAAAGCAAGAUCCAGAUGUACUGGUAGCUAAUGCUACAUCUGCUGCGCUUAUGUUAUCAGAUAUUCCUUGGGGUGGCCCCAUUGGCAUGAUUCGUAUAGGCAGGAUUGCUGGGAAGUUUAUUGUUAAUCCAACUAUGGAUGAGCUUAGCUUGAGUGAUCUCAACUUAGUGUAUGCCUGUACGAGAGACAAAACGUUAAUGAUUGAUGUGCAGGCUCGUGAGAUCUCAGAAAAAGAUCUAGAAGCAGGGUUAAGAUUAGCUCAUCCCGAGGCAGUUAAAUAUAUUGAACCUCAAAUCAAACUGGCUGCUAAAGCUGGUAAGCAUAAGAAGGAAUAUAAAUUGUCAAUGAUGCCAGAUAGAACAUUGGAGAAAGUCAGUCAAUUGGCAGAAGCUCCAAUAGAAGCCGUUUUCACUGAUCCAUCAUAUGGAAAGUUUGAACGUGGAGAGGCCUUAGAGAAUAUUACACAAGACGUGAGAAAAGUACUUGAAGAAGAGUGUGAUGAAGAAAGCUUGAAACUUCUACCAAAGGCAGUAGAUACUGUGAGGAAAAAGGUUGUUCGUAAAAGAAUUAUUGCGGAAGGAGUCAGACUUGAUGGGAGGCGUCUUGAUGAAGUUAGGCCUUUGUAUUGUGAAGCUGGUCAUUUGCCUAUGCUGCAUGGAUCAUCACUUUUUUCUCGUGGAGACACACAGGUUCUUUGUACUGUAACACUUGGGGCGCCUGGUGAUGCUCAACGAUUGGAUUCUCUGGUUGGGCCUCCAACAAAACGUUUCAUGCUUCACUACAGCUUUCCCCCUUUCUGUAUUAAUGAAGUUGGUAAACGAGGCGGCUUGAAUAGGCGUGAAGUUGGUCAUGGGACUCUGGCGGAAAAAGCUCUUCUUGCUGUAUUACCUCCAGAAGAUGAUUUUCCAUAUACUGUUCGUAUCAAUUCUGAAGUAAUGGCCUCUGACGGUUCAACAUCAAUGGCAACUGUCUGUGGAGGCAGUAUGGCUCUGAUGGAUGCUGGCAUUCCAUUGCGUGAACAUGUAGCUGGUGUCUCGGUGGGUCUUGUUAGUGAAGUUGAUCAAUCAACUGGCUCAAUAAAGGAGUACCGUAUACUGACUGAUAUUCUGGGCCUGGAAGAUCAUUUGGGGGACAUGGACUUUAAAAUUGCUGGCACACUAAAUGGAGUUACAGCUAUUCAGUUGGAUAUAAAACCCGCUGGAAUUCCUUUAGAUAUUGUCUGUGAAAGCUUAGAACCUGCACGCAAAGGUCGCAUUCAAAUUCUUGACCACAUGGAGAGAGAGAUCAGUACACCACGCACUCAGGAUGAUAGAAAUUCUCCACGAUUAGUUACCUUGAAGUACAGUAAUGAUGCACUUCGUCGCUUGCUUGGGCCUCUCGGUGCUCUAAAAAGAAAAAUUGAAGAUGAAACUGGUGCACGGAUGUCUGUAAGUGAUGGAACACUGACCAUAGUUGCUAAGAAUCAAUCUGUAAUGGAGAAAGUACUAGAAAAGGUUGAUUUUAUACUUGGGCGUGAGAUCGAAAUUGGUGGGAUCUAUAAGGGAAGGGUAACUUCAGUCAAGGAAUAUGGUGCAUUUGUGGAGUUUAAUGGUGGUCAGCAAGGCCUUCUGCACAUUUCUGAGUUGUCGCAAACACCAGUAUCUCGGGUUUCAGAUGUGGUAGCUGUUGGAGAACAGCUUUCCUUGAUGUGCAUAGGUCAGGAUGUUCGCGGUAACAUUAAACUAUCCCUUAAAGCUACUUUACCUCGAUCUGGAUCCAAGACAAAUAAUGCGGUUGAGGAAUCCGUUUCAUCAACCCAAGAACCUAGUAUUUGGGCAGCAGCUGGAGACCUUUUGUCUAAUGGACAAGAAAAGCAGAGCUCGUCAUCUGAGGAAUUGCCAGCAAACAAUUGUGAAGUUGGCGGGAUAAAUUCAUCUACUUCCUCUACUCCGAUUCUAAUUCGAAGUGCUGCAGAGUGUGACGAGGUGGAAAAAGCUGCUGGUUUGGUUCAAAACUCUGAUACUACUAAGUCAAAAACUAGUAAUGUGAAGACAUCAAAGUCGUCCUCACAGAAGGGAGGAGAUAAGGAAGCUGAAGUUGGAGGCUCUGUAACCGAAAAAAGUCUGAAGAUAGGAACAAAAGUUACUGCCAAGGUUUAUCAGAUCCGCACAGGAGGGUUGGUGCUUGACCUCGGUGGGGGACUUCGUGGAAUGUAUCGGUUUGAGACAAAUGGUAGGACGGACUUUGAAGUCAAUGACGAGCUGCGAGUUGAGUGUGUUAGUUUCUCUGGCAAGGGGAUUCCAGUAAUGUCUCUGGUGGAUGAUGAAGAGUAGCAUUGUACAGGCCGUUAAUUUAUGACAAUUUUGUCACAUAGAUGACUGUCGUGGUAGAGGUAGGUAAUUCUGGUCUCAGCAGCGGGAGCUCACGCAGGUUUCAUAUAAUCCGGUUGGAAGAUUUUGUUACUUUCGAGUAACAUUUCGCAACCCCUGUUCGAAUCUGGAAACGCCGGUAGCGGUAGCUGGGUUUCCGAUCAGUCUUCGCAAAGCUCUUUGAACUUAUUGCCACAUUUUUUGUUGCUUAUACCUUCCUGCUCUAGGUUUAUUUUUUCACUUAUGGUACCUCUACGGUUAGAUGUUGUGGGAUGAAAUUUGGGCCAGAACAUGUAACUGUAGAUUUGGGCCAAGCCCUGUAUUCCGAAGCUUCAAGCCAAAAUGGAUGGGCCGGCAUGGUCCAACAAGGCUUCUCUCAUCUAUCAAGACUUUGGAUCUGCUCAUCGCA